CAGCCGGAAGUCCUUCGUUGAAGAUGGAUGUAUUGCGGAAGGGCCUGUAGCAGGGGUCCUAGUGGAUCCCAGUCCGCCUUGUCCUCCAGCUGGUUCUGACCACAAGCCCAACCCAUUUUGAGGAGAGGCAGCGGCGGCGACUCUCAUCACCGCCAUGCACGACGCUUUCGAGCCGGUGCCGAUCCUAGAGAAGCUGCCUCUGCAGAUCGACUGCCUGGCUGCCUGGGAAGAAUGGCUUCUUGUUGGAACCAAACAAGGACAUCUUCUUCUCUACAGGAUUCGGAAGGACGUUGUGCCAGCAGAUAUAGCAUCACCUGAAAGCAGCAGCUGCAACAGAUUUGAAGUAACUCUAGAGAAAUCCAAUAAGAACUUCUCCAAAAAGAUUCAGCAGAUCCAUGUGGUUUCCCAGUUUAAGAUUCUGGUCAGCUUGUUAGAAAACAACAUAUAUGUCCAUGAUCUGUUAACAUUUCAACAAAUCACUACAGUCUCAAAGGCAAAGGGAGCAUCGCUGUUCACCUGUGACCUCCACCACACAGAGACUGGCGAGGAGGAGUUGCGGAUGUGUGUGGCAGUAAAGAAGAAACUGCAGCUCUAUUUCUGGAAGGACAGGGAAUUUCAUGAAUUACAGGGGGACUUCAGUGUAUCAGAUAUGCCCAAGUCUAUGGCCUGGUGUGAAAAUUCUAUCUGUGUGGGUUUCAAGAGAGACUACUACCUAAUAAGGGUGGAUGGAAAGGGGUCUAUCAAAGAGCUCUUUCCAACAGGAAAACAGCUGGAGCCUUUAGUUGCACCUCUGGCAGAUGGAAAAGUGGCUGUGGGUCAGGAUGAUCUCACCGUGGUGCUCAAUGAAGAGGGGAUCUGCACCCAGAAAUGUGCCCUGAACUGGACAGACAUCCCGGUGGCCAUGGAGCACCAGCCGCCCUACAUCAUUGCGGUGUUGCCUCGAUACGUGGAGAUUCGAACAUUUGAGCCGAGGCUUCUGGUCCAGAGCAUUGAGCUGCAGAGGCCUCGUUUCAUUACCUCAGGGGGAUCAAAUAUUAUCUAUGUGGCCAGCAAUCAUUUUGUUUGGAGACUCAUUCCUGUCCCCAUGGCGACUCAGAUCCAACAGCUUCUGCAGGAUAAACAGUUUGAAUUGGCGCUGCAACUCGCAGAAAUGAAAGAUGAUUCUGACAGUGAAAAGCAGCAACAAAUCCAUCACAUCAAGAACUUGUAUGCCUUCAACCUCUUCUGCCAGAAGCGCUUUGAUGAGUCCAUGCAGGUCUUUGCUAAGCUUGGCACAGAUCCCACCCAUGUGAUGGGCCUGUACCCCGACCUGCUGCCCACAGACUACAGGAAGCAGUUGCAGUACCCUAACCCAUUGCCUGUGCUCUCAGGGGCUGAGCUGGAGAAGGCUCACCUAGCGCUCAUCGACUACCUGACGCAGAAACGAAGUCAGCUGGUGAAGAAGCUGAACGACUCUGACCACCAGUCCAGCACUUCCCCACUCAUGGAAGGCACACCCACCAUCAAGUCCAAGAAGAAGCUGCUGCAGAUCAUUGAUACCACCCUUCUCAAGUGCUACCUCCAUACGAACGUGGCCCUGGUGGCCCCCUUGCUGCGCCUGGAGAACAAUCAUUGCCACAUCGAGGAGAGCGAGCACGUGCUAAAGAAGGCUCACAAGUACAGCGAACUGAUAAUCCUGUAUGAAAAGAAGGGGCUCCACGAGAAAGCUCUGCAGGUGCUAGUGGACCAGUCCAAGAAAGCAAACUCCCCUCUGAAGGGCCAUGAGAGGACAGUGCAGUACCUGCAGCACCUGGGCACAGAAAAUCUGCAUUUGAUAUUUUCCUACUCAGUGUGGGUGCUGAGAGACUUCCCGGAAGAUGGCCUGAAGAUAUUUACAGAAGAUCUUCCGGAGGUGGAGGCUCUGCCCCGAGAUCGAGUGCUUGGCUUCUUAAUAGAGAAUUUUAGGAGUCUGGCUGUUCCUUACCUGGAGCACAUCAUCCACGUCUGGGAAGAGACAGGCUCUUGCUUCCACAACCGCCUGAUUCAGCUGUACUGCGAGAAGGUGCAAGGGCUGAUGAAGGAGUACCUCCUGUCCUGCCCUGCAGGCAAAGCUCCAGUUCCUGCUGGAGAGGAACAGGGAGAGCUGGGAGAAUACCGGCAAAAGCUGCUCAUGUUCUUGGAGAUUUCCAGCUACUAUGACCCAGGACGGCUCAUCUGUGAUUUUCCUUUUGAUGGCCUCUUGGAAGAGCGAGCUCUCCUGUUGGGGCGCAUGGGGAAGCAUGAGCAAGCUCUUUUCAUCUAUGUCCACGUCUUGAAGGACACAAGGAUGGCGGAGGAGUACUGCCAUAAACAUUAUGACCAAAGCAAAGACGGCAACAAAGAUGUGUAUCUGUCGCUGCUUCGGAUGUACUUGUCACCCCCCAGUAUUCACUGCCUUGGGCCAAUGAAGUUGGAGCUGUUGGAACCACAAGCCAACCUCCAGGCUGCCUUGCAGGUCCUUGAGCUACACCAUAGCAAGCUGGACACUACCAAGGCCAUCAACCUUCUGCCAGCAAACACUCAGAUCAACGACAUCCGCAUCUUUCUGGAAAGGGUGUUAGAAGAAAAUGCACAAAAGAAACGGUUCAAUCAAGUGCUCAAGAACCUCCUCCAUGCUGAGUUCCUGAGGGUGCAAGAAGAGCGGAUUCUGCACCAGCAGGUGAAGUGCAUCAUCACGGAGGAGAAGGUGUGCAUGGUGUGCAAGAAGAAGAUCGGGAACAGCGCAUUCGCAAGAUACCCCAAUGGAGUGGUCGUGCACUACUUCUGUUCCAAAGAGGUAAACACGGCCGACACCUGAGCCCAGCACCUGAGAAUGCAGCAGUGGACAGCAUGGCUCUUCGAGAAAGGUGAAGGAACAGCCGGGCUGAGAAUCGGGGUCUGCCAUCACCAGGUGUCACCCCGUUUUGACACUGCUGGCUGCCUUGCACCCUGGAACAUGUCUGACUAAUUAGACUCACGGUCUGGCCUUGCCAGCUUUUUAAUAGAAAAAGAGAUUAGUUGUACCUUACACCAUUGAGUUGUGGGCAGUUCCAGAGAAUCCAUACCCGCUUGGACAGGAGACCACCGUCUUGCCUUCGCAUACCAAUCACCUGGGAAAGGAGACUCCUCCCAAAGACUGUGCCACCGAGUUCACUGAGAGUUUGUUGUUAAAAGAGAGUGCAGCCGGGUGUGGUGGUGUACGCCUGUAAUUCCAGCACUCGGGAGGCUGAGGCAGGGAGAUCGUUGCAGCCUGGGCU
Chinchilla lanigera (long-tailed chinchilla) is the source of this 3254-nucleotide messenger RNA. RefSeq names its product vacuolar protein sorting 39 homolog (S. cerevisiae) (gene Vps39). NCBI's taxonomy places the organism in Eukaryota, Metazoa, Chordata, Mammalia, Rodentia, Chinchillidae. Bases 155 to 2815 code for a protein of 886 amino acids. The record is from RefSeq and is a predicted model, not a curated record. Gene Ontology annotation, biological process: vesicle-mediated transport; autophagy; intracellular protein transport. Gene Ontology annotation, cellular component: membrane; cytoplasm. The transcript is spliced from 26 exons. Gene Ontology annotation, molecular function: protein binding.